Molecule: messenger RNA, 1665 nt
Organism: Dama dama (fallow deer)
Lineage: Eukaryota; Metazoa; Chordata; Mammalia; Artiodactyla; Cervidae
Gene: SMOC1
Product: SPARC related modular calcium binding 1
Exons: 12
Coding region: 61-1401 (446 amino acids)
Biological process (GO): extracellular matrix organization
Cellular component (GO): basement membrane
Molecular function (GO): heparin binding; protein binding; calcium ion binding
Source: RefSeq, a predicted model, not a curated record
UGCGCUCCGUGAAGCCCGCCACCCCUGCCCGCAGCCCGCUGCCCGGACCGGCCUGGCACCAUGCUGCCCGCGCGCUGCGCCCGCCUGCUCACGCCCCACUUGCUGCUGGUGUUACUGCAGCUGUCCCCGGCUCGCGACCACCGCACCACCGGCCCCAGGUUUCUCAUAAGUGACCGUGACCCUCAGUGCAACCUCCACUGCUCCAGGACUCAACCCAAACCUGUCUGUGCUUCCGACGGCAGGUCCUAUGAGUCCAUGUGUGAGUACCAGCGAGCUAAGUGCCGAGACCCAACACUGGGUGUGGUACAUCGAGGCAGAUGCAAAGACGCUGGCCAGAGCAAGUGUCGCCUGGAGCGGGCUCAGGCCCUGGAGCAAGCCAAGAAGCCCCAGGAGGCGGUGUUUGUCCCGGAGUGCACCGAGGAUGGCUCCUUCACCCAGGUGCAGUGCCAUACUUACACCGGGUAUUGCUGGUGUGUUACCCCAGAUGGGAAGCCCAUCAGUGGCUCUUCUGUGCAGAAUAAAACUCCUGUAUGUUCAGGUUCGGUCACCGAUAAGCCUGCGAGCCAGGGUAACUCAGGAAGGAAAGUCUCCUUUCGAUUCUUUUUAACCCUCAAUUCAGAUGACGGGUCUAAGCCGACACCCACGAUGGAAACCCAGCCGGUGUUCGAUGGAGACGAAAUCACAGCUCCCACUCUCUGGAUUAAACACUUGGUAAUCAAGGACUCCAAACUGAACAACACCAACAUAAGAAAUUCAGAGAAAGUUCACUCGUGUGACCAGGAGAGACAGAGUGCCCUGGAAGAGGCCCGGCAGAACCCCCGCGAGGGCAUUGUGAUCCCCGAGUGCGCCCCUGGGGGACUCUAUAAACCAGUGCAGUGCCACCAGUCCACUGGCUACUGCUGGUGUGUGCUGGUGGACACCGGGCGUCCGCUGCCGGGGACCUCCACGCGCUACGUGAUGCCCAGUUGUGAGAGUGAUGCCAGGGCUAAGAGUGCGGAGGUGGAGGACCCCUUCAAGGACAGGGAGCUGCCAGGCUGUCCAGAAGGGAAGAAACUGGAAUUUAUCACCAGCCUACUGGAUGCCCUCACCACUGACAUGGUGCAGGCCAUUAACUCAGCAGCGCCCACUGGAGGUGGGAGGUUCUCGGAGCCAGACCCCAGCCACACCCUGGAGGAGCGCGUGGUGCAUUGGUACUUCAGCCAGCUGGACAGCAACAGCAGCAGCGACAUCAACAAACGCGAGAUGAAGCCCUUCAAGCGCUACGUGAAGAAGAAAGCCAAGCCCAAGAAGUGCGCCCGGCGUUUCACCGACUACUGUGACCUGAACAAGGACAAGGUCAUCUCGCUGCCCGAGCUGAAGGGCUGCCUGGGUGUCAGCAAAGAAGUAGGACGCCUCGUCUAAGGAGCGGAAAACCAAAGGGCAGGUGGAGAGACCAGGGAGGCAGGAUGGAUCAUCAGACAGCUAACCUUCGACGUUGGCCACGGCCCAGCCACAUCCCAUGUAACAUAAGUGGUGCCCAUCGUGUUUGCACUUUUAAUAACUCUUAUUUGUGUGUUUUCUUUUUCGGUUUCAUUUUUAAACACCAGUAUCUAAUACCGCAGUGGGAAAAGGAAAGGGAAGAGAGACUGUUUAUUCUCUUUUAUUGUUAAGUUUUUGGAUCUGCUA